Messenger RNA from Gaeumannomyces tritici R3-111a-1, 1753 nucleotides. RefSeq lists its product as hypothetical. Bases 63 to 1379 code for a protein of 438 amino acids. NCBI's taxonomy places the organism in Eukaryota, Fungi, Ascomycota, Sordariomycetes, Magnaporthales, Magnaporthaceae. Gene Ontology annotation, cellular component: RNA polymerase III complex. The transcript has 2 exons. The record is from RefSeq and is a predicted model, not a curated record. Gene Ontology annotation, molecular function: DNA binding. Gene Ontology annotation, biological process: transcription by RNA polymerase III.
UGCAGCGCGCCCGCUUCGGCCGCGGCGCCGGUGGCAGGCGGGCCCGCGGCCGCGGAGACGCCAUGGGGCGCGGCGGCGGCGGCGGGUUCGACCGCAGGGUGGCGGGCGGCAACUCGGCCUUUGUCAACGUCGGCGCGGUUUCCUCGGGCUAUGGGAGCGGGCAGGGCGGCUUCAAGACUAGCUAUCGCGACCAGUCCAACCGGCUCAACGCCGACAUGUUCAACGGCCCGGCGCAAGAGUACGACGACGACGACGGCGGCGAUGAGCACAAGGACGGGUCCGGCUCCGGCAUCAGGGCCACCCCAAAGCGGCGCGACGUCAUGCCCAUGGGCAUCGUGCGCCGCGAGCCCAAGAAGAAGGAGCUCGUCGUCGCCAGCUCGGCCGACAUGGUGGCCAAGGAGAAGGCGGCGGCGGGGGGAGGCGCCGACACCCAGGAAACCUCGUCGGGAGGCGACGGCGCCACCCCGGCCGAGGACGUCGCCAUGGAGGACGACGGGCAGGUCUGGCCCGGGGCCCCGACGGAGCGCAAGGUCAAGGUGCGGGGCUCCGACGGCCAGGAGAUCGAGGUGACCGAGAUCGACGACCGCCGCAUCCAGCAGCGCGCGCGGUCCGCCACCGCCAAGGACGAGUACGGCGACGACGGCGGCGGCGACAACAAGGCCAAGGUGCGGGCCGAGGCAAAGUACCAGUCGCGCGAGGACGAGGUGCGGGCCGACCAGCUGGCCAUGAUGCUCCGGGAGCUGGGCCCGCGCGCCGAGGGCGACUCCAAGGACGGCCGGCUGUACCUGUUCCAGCUGCCGCCCGUCAUGCCGCCGCUCCGCGUGGUUCAGCGGCCCGACAAGAAGGCCAAGCCGAAGACGGUGGUCAAGGACGAGCCGGUGGACGAGGACGGCGGGGUCGUCACUACGGAUGUCGGCCAGACCUUUGACCUCACCGAGGGGGCGGCGGGCGCCACCAGCAGCAGCAGCAGCGGCGACGGUGGUGGUGGCGGCGGCAGCGAGGCCGAGAACGACGAGUCGAACCCCUACCCGGACACGGUCGGCUACGUCGGCAAGAUGACGGUGCGGCGGUCCGGCAAGGUGACGCUGGACUGGGGCGGCAUCGCGUACUCGGUCAUGCCGGGGAUCCAGACGUCGUUCCUAACAAACGCAGUCCUGCUCGAGGACGCAGACAAGAAGCCAAAGUCGGGCGAGGUGGCGGGCCGCGCCUACGGCAUGGGCAAGGUCAUGGGCCGCUUCGUGUGCCGGCCCGUGUUCAGGGAGCCCGUGCCCUGGGUCGUCGACCCGGCCGACCUGGCCGAGGCAAAGGCUGAGGCCGAGGCCAAGGAGGUCGCCAAGGCCAAGGCGCUGGAGGAUAAGGCCAGGUUGCGCGCGGCAUAGGAUGGUAGGAGGAGAUCUUGCUCUUUCCCGCUCUCUAUAGCUGUCUACCCCCAUCGUCACGAUACCCAUGGAGGUAUAGGCCCGUCAUGAUCAACAUCAAUGCACAUCAUCUUUUCUAACAUUGGCGCCUGUGUAAUAUUGUGCACAUAGCUGGGCCCUUGUGCCGUUGGUACCGUCCAUCGGGAUAUUAGUACUAAAUCUAAAGACGCGCCAGCCCAAACAGUUGCCCUGCAUUACCUAUUUUGGAGGGGAGAAAGUUGGAGAGAGAAAAGUUGGUACCCUUAUGCGCGCUCAUGUGCUAUGUCACUUAGUAUUCCAUUUUUCAACAGUACCCCCCGGCUGAUCCGUCCAUGCCAUCAAUUCGUGUUCUCGUA